AGACUUCCAGCAGCAGACGACGAGAAACCAAAAGAUUUGGAAGACACGCAUGCGUGAAUUGAAAAUCACCCGGCAACUGUCUGUAUCACGGCUGUACAAUUAUAUGGCGCUCUGCCCGAAUAGAUAAUGAACUAAUGUGAAGUGGCAUUUGUUACUACAGACAGAUAGAUUCACACUCAGAUUCCUUGUCAUCACAACGCAAACCAAGACGAGAUUUGUGACUACAGACAGGUUCACACUCAGGGUCCUUGUCAACACAACGCAAACCAAGAAGAGACUUGUUACUACAGAUUCACACUCAGGGUCUUUGUCAUCACAACGCAAACCAAGAAGAGAUUUGUUACUCCGGACAGAUAGAUUCACACUCAGAGUCCUUGUCAACACAACGCAAACCAAGAAGAGAUUUGAUUAAUUUCAGCGAGAAUCAAAUUAUAUAGAUUUAUAAAAAUGUCGAUUCCUGAAGAAUGGCUGUGGCCAGUUAUAGUUGGAUUCAUCAUUGCCUUUGUCCUGGCUUUUGGUAUUGGUGCCAAUGAUGUAGCUAAUUCAUUCGGUACUAGUGUUGGGUCGAAAGUAUUAACAUUGUUCCAGGCCUGUGUUUUGGCGACGAUAUUUGAAAUUUUAGGUGCAAUUCUAAUAGGUUCUCGAGUGUCAGACACGAUACGGAAGGGAAUUAUAGAUGUUAGUCCAUACAAUGGUUCUGAGUCGUCGCUUAUUAUGGGAAAUGUAGCAGCAUUAGGAGGUACCUGUAUAUGGUUAUUGACAGCUACAGCUUUACGAUUACCUGUAUCUGCUACACACAGUAUAGUUGGUGCUACUAUAGGAUUUAGUUUAGUAGCUCAAGGUGUUAGAGGUAUUGGUUGGAUGAAACUAGGAAUGAUCAUUGGUUCAUGGUUUAUUUCACCAUUAAUGUCUGGUGUUGUGUCUAUGUUAGUAUUUAUGUUACUCAGGAAAUUAGUUCUUAGUAAGGAGAAACCUUUAGAACCUGGUUUACGGACAUUACCUAUAUUCUAUGGUGUAACGGUUGUUAUUAAUGCUUUCUCUGUUUUUUACGAUGGAUCUCAACUUCUGCAUUUUCAUAAAAUUCCCUUAUAUGGAGUGAUGAUAUUAUCAUUUGGUCUGGGUAUACUUAUAUGUAUACUUGUUAGAUUUGUUGUUGUACCAUGGCAACGAAAGAGAAUUCUCGCUGAUCUGAAGGUAGUUGAUAAUCCUGAAUCAAUAGAAAAUGGCUAUGUAGCAGCAGAAAAUGUAGAUAUGAAUAUUGAAUCAGGUUUAUUAAAAAAUGAUCGUAAUCAAAAUGAAGAUAAAAAUGCCAAAAAUCAAUUAGAUACACCCAUAGUUAAAAAUCAAGGCAGAAGAAAAAUUCCUAAUCCAUUUAAAAAGAAAGUCAAAAUCCCAGAAAAGGAAGAAACAACAGUCGCAACCAUUGUCACAGACAUAGAUGCAGAAAGUGCACCACUAAAAAUAAAAGAUAUUGAGGCUGAUUCACCUGAUGUUACUAUAUCAAAUCAAAGCUUGACCCGAGGUCGCGAUGAGGUCAAGGACAAACCAGAAGCCGCUAGAUUAUUUUCAUUCCUACAGAUUUUAACGGCUAUUUUUGGUUCUUUUGCUCAUGGUGGAAAUGAUGUCAGUAAUGCUAUUGGUCCAGUAGUAGCUUUAUGGAUGAUCUCUAAUGAAGGUACUGUGAUGCAGAAAGCUCCCACACCUAUCUGGAUUCUAUUAUUUGGAGGUGUUGGUAUAUCUAUUGGUCUGUGUGUAUGGGGAAGGAGGGUGAUGAAAACUAUGGGCGAAGAUUUAUCUAAAAUAACACCAUCUAGUGGUUUUUGUAUUGAGAUUGGAUCAGCUUUAACUGUUUUGAUUGCAUCCAAUGUCGGCAUUCCAAUAUCCACGACCCAUUGCAAAGUUGGAUCCAUUGUAUUUGUUGGACGAGCUCGCUCAAAUGAAAAUGUUGAUUGGUCGUUGUUCAGAAAUAUCAUCGUAGCUUGGCUGGUAACGCUGCCGAUCUCGGGAGGAUUGAGUGCAGCCAUAUUUGCUGGAUUGCAAUUAACUAUUUAAAUGUAGAUCCAUUGUUUUGGCUGUUUGUUUUGAAGACAUGUAUGCUGUUUUGGUUGUUUGUUUUGAAGACAUGUAUGCUGUUUUGGCUGUUUGUUUUGAAAAUAUAUACAAUGUUUUUGGCUGUUUCUUUUGAAAACAUGUGUGAUGUUUUGGCAGUUGCCUUUGAAAACAUAUAUGCUGUUUUGGCCGCUGCCGUUGACAACGAAGUUUAGUAGACAAACAUUAAUGAGUAAAUGAAAUUUCCAUGUCAAAAGAUGUCAAACAGCCAUACAGGAAGUGAAAUGAAAUGUGAUACCAGUGCAGUAAAUAAUUUACUGCGGUCCUGUGCUUUAAAUAAAAACAAAAUUCCUUCCAUAGAAAUGUUCAAGAGUGAAGAUAACUGCUUGUGUUUAUAAAAAUUUUGUUUGUUAGCCGCACAGUGUCCAGCCGCACAGUGUCACGUAAGCUUGAAGAGUUCGCAUAAAAACGAAACUAGUAGCUUCGUGAGAGAAAUCGGUGACGGCUACUCGCCACUUAUAGAUUUCCAAUUUUGUUUUUGAUAUAGAUAAUGGUUGUCAAUCAAGCAUAAUAUAAUGACAUCUGCUUUUGUGGCCAUUUUGAAUACGAUGUACACAUAAAAUAAUUAACCAUGAAACUAAUGCAGAUGGUGGCCUAGAAGUUCAUGAGAAUCUUAAUAAAGCAAAGAUUUUUGUAUUGUUAAACAUCAUAAUCCUUUGAGAUUUUUUAGCUAAAUAUUUGUCAAAAUUGAUCAAUUUCACUGCCAUUUGUUAGAUGUAAAAUUCUGCCCUAAUUAGGAUCAUGAACUCUAUUUAUUUCAAUAACAAAAUUGACAACGAUAAAUCAAAGAAGUUAACUAAAAAAGAAAAACCCAAUAAUCUGUGCUAAAUAUUAAUUAAUUAACAUUAAUUAAAAUAUGAAACUGCUGAUCGGGUAAGAUAGCCGAAGUGCCUUAUUUAUUUUUGUUAUAUAACAAAAUAAAAGAAUUAUAUGUAUAUUAACUGAUUUGAGUAAAUUUAAAUAUGUAUAUAAUAUAUUCAACCAUAUAUCAGCCUUGCUCAUGUAUUUAAAUGAUAUGAGAGAGAAAGAAACAGGGUUUAACGUCCACUCAACACAAACUAGGUCAUUUCGGGACUAAUAUAUGGUUCAAUUUUAUUUCAAUAAUUCAGUUGAGCGUAGGGGUCUUUAGCAGUGGGGGGAAACCGGAGAACCCAAAGAAAACUCACCAGGUUGGACAGGCGAGCCUACUCUUUGUCAUGUACAACCAGGGAAUCGAAACCACGCUAGUUGACUCAAUGUCAGACCAUAUGAUACAGCACGCACGUGCUAACCAUUCGGCCAUCCAUCAUGUGUUAAGUGGACGCUUAUAACUUAAACCCUGGAUCCUUUCACUUGAUUUGAUAUCUGUUGUUUAUAUCUUGAAAUGUGUAUAUAUUCUGUCUUGUCCGCAGGCUUAUCUUGUAUUUAAAUGAUAUUUGUUAAGUGGACGCGUACAACUGGUCCCCCGGAUCCAUUCACUUGACUUGAUAUUAGAUGUUUAUUUUUUGCAAUGUCUAUAUAAUUCUGUCUUGUCCGCAGGUUUAUCUUGUCGGUUUUGGUUUGUGUGUAGUGCGGUCCUCCUGCACUUACUGUUUAAAUUAUGCUUAAAGUCGUUUAGAAUUGAUCUUUCAUUAUUUUUUUUACACCAUUGUUUGUAUACAUGUAUUUAAGUACUGUAAUUAUACGCAAUUCAUUUUUCCAGAAUAAUUCGGUCGUGUUUAUCUGUUUGUCUGUCUGUUUGUUCAGGUUCCCACUGUCGUGCGAUGCAUUACGAUAGGAUUGUCCACGAUCUGGUACAUGCAGAUACUUUCGGAUACGUUUCGAUACGAUCAACAUGAUUGCUAUGACUGACCUUAAUAAGACCUGAUGGGAUCUUCACGAUGAAAAUCGUGAUAGUGGGAACCUAGCAUAGUAUUAUACUUUUACCCAAAAGUAUAAUUUUUUUUCAAUUAUUUGGAGUUAUAGAAGUAGAUAUGUAUGGUUAUAAUGUAGACAAGUUGUUUAGAUUGUAGUAUACUGGCAGAUAUUUUAUUAGUAAUUUAGAAUUAUUGAUUGUUUUGAAAUUUUACUAGCAAUGAAGUAAAGUAGAUUGUUUUGAAAUUUUAUUAGUAUUUCAGUAGGCCUAUUAUUUCUUGUUUUGAAAUUGUACUGGCAAUUUGGUAGGCCUAUUAUUUCUUGUUUUGAAAUUGUACUGGCAAUUCGAUAGGCCUAUUAUUGAUUGUUUAGAUAUUUUAUUAGUAAUUCAGUAUUGCUUGAUUUAAAACUUUACUAGCAAGUCAGUACAACUAUAGAUUGUUUUGAAAUUUUACUAGUAAUUAAGUAUUAAUGAUGGAAUUGAAAU
Messenger RNA from Patella vulgata (common limpet), 4429 nucleotides. RefSeq names its product sodium-dependent phosphate transporter 1. Gene Ontology annotation, biological process: phosphate ion transmembrane transport. The coding region runs from base 448 to 2052 and encodes 534 amino acids. The record is from RefSeq and is a predicted model, not a curated record. Gene Ontology annotation, cellular component: membrane. Lineage: Eukaryota; Metazoa; Mollusca; Gastropoda; Patellidae. The transcript is spliced from 14 exons. Gene Ontology annotation, molecular function: phosphate transmembrane transporter activity.